AUGCUCUCGUUCUGUCCCAACUGUUCCAAUAUGUUACUUAUAUCCGCAGGUGAUGACGGGUGCAACCGUUUCUACUGUCCCACCUGUCCCUAUGAAUUCAAGAUCAAUGGGCUCCUGAUGUUUGAGCGAAAGAAGCUUUAUAGAAAGGAAGUUGAUGACGUGUUGGGAGGAGAUGGAGCUUGGGACAAUGUCGACCAAACCUCUGCUCAAUGCCCUGUUGACUCUUGUGGAGGUAACAAGGCAUAUUUCUUCCAGUUGCAGAUUAGAUCUGCGGAUGAGCCCAUGACUACUUUCUAUAAGUGUGUGAAUUGUGGCCACAAAUGGAAGGAAAAUUAG
Molecule: messenger RNA, 336 nt
Organism: Scheffersomyces stipitis CBS 6054
Lineage: Eukaryota; Fungi; Ascomycota; Pichiomycetes; Serinales; Debaryomycetaceae
Gene: RPC11
Product: DNA-directed RNA polymerase III core subunit
Exons: 1
Coding region: 1-336 (111 amino acids)
Biological process (GO): termination of RNA polymerase III transcription; DNA-templated transcription
Cellular component (GO): RNA polymerase III complex
Molecular function (GO): DNA-directed RNA polymerase activity; zinc ion binding; nucleic acid binding
Source: RefSeq, a predicted model, not a curated record